AACUCGACUCGACACUCGCAAGCCAAGCAGAUGGCCAUGAGGGCGCGCGGCCUUGCCUUGCUGGCUUUCGUUACCAUGGUGUGCAGACCCUGCUUCGUCUCGGAGCUGCCCAGGCGGUCUUUGGCUGCCGCCGCGGCGGCGGGCUCCGUGGCGCUGGCGCUGCUGAAGGUGCCAGGGCCUGCGCCGGCGAGUGCUUUGGUGACCAAGAAGCCUCCGAAGCCUGUGGUGGCGCAGGACAAGAGCUUUCAGCCGGUGGAGGUGGCGAGCUGGGCCCAGGCCUCCAAGGGCCAGCCGGACCUGGUGCUGGGCCUACGAGGAGAUCCGUACUUCCUCCUUCCUGGCAAGGACGGCGGCGCGCUCCGGAACUUUGCGCUGCGUGCGGAGUGCACCCAUUUAGGCUGCCUGGCCAACUGGAACCGGGUGGUGAACAAGUUCGUGUGCCCUUGCCAUGGCUCGGAGUACGACGACCAGGGCAAGGUGCUGAAAGGGCCGGCGCCGCAGAGCCUGGCGCUGGCGCACGUGGAGCUCACGGAGACCCAGAAGGUCCGCCUGGUGGCGUGGACGGAAGAGGACUUCCGCGACGGCUCCGAGCCUUGGUGGGCUGCCUGAGCUCUCCGUUCCAACCGAGAAGUUUCUCGGUCCGUUUCGAAACGAGGUGAUCGAAUCAUGGCGAUUCGUUCGAAAAGGAGACACGGUUCCCUUGCGGCUUUGAAGUAGAAGC
Messenger RNA from Effrenium voratum, 721 nucleotides. The record is from the annotation of a GenBank genome assembly. Lineage: Eukaryota; Dinophyceae; Suessiales; Symbiodiniaceae.